AUGUGGAUAUUACCGCUGCUUGGAUAUGUCGGCGUUAUCCUGGGCUUCGCGUUCCUGACGCUUGCGAUAGCUUCCGGCCUGUACUACCUUUCUGAACUCGUGGAAGAGCAUACCGUCUUCGCGAAGAAACUGCUCUACCGGCUCAUCUAUGGCGUCGUUGGCAUACAAACGCUCCUUCUCGUAGUCGAUAGGUUUCCAAUUGGGCUCAGCGCAUUGAGUGUCGGGUCGCAUUUCAUCUAUGCGCAGAACCUAAGGCGAUUCCCUAUCGUCAAGCUCACGGACCCACUCUUCUUGGCCUCUUGUGCUCUUGUGAUUGCGAAUCACUACCUGUGGUUCCGCCACUUCAGUGCUCCGCCGGCAAACUCGUACUCCUCGUAUCCCUACUCUCGUGAUGCCAACAUUCCUACCUUCACCGAAAUCGCAUCCUACUUCGGCCUCUGCGUCUGGCUAGUCCCUUUCGCCUUGUUCGUCUCCUUGUCUGCCGGCGAGAAUGUCCUCCCCUCGAUGGGCUCGGAGUACGCGACCGGAGAUGGUAGCAGCUACAUCACGCCAGGGACAGCACCAGCAUCUUACGGAACCGGAACCGGAACAGGCAUUGGCGUCGGUGGAGCCAGUAGCGGCAUGGAAGGGAAGAGGAGGGCGAGAAGUGGAACAAACGCAGGCAUGGCAAAGGCUGUCGUCACUGGCGUCAGAGAGUGGGUUGGAGAGACAGGAGAGGUUAUGGGUUUGUGGAAGGGUGAGAGGACGCGGCCGACAUUCUAA
Molecule: messenger RNA, 762 nt
Organism: Alternaria viburni
Lineage: Eukaryota; Fungi; Ascomycota; Dothideomycetes; Pleosporales; Pleosporaceae
Exons: 3
Coding region: 1-762 (253 amino acids)
Biological process (GO): endoplasmic reticulum to Golgi vesicle-mediated transport
Cellular component (GO): Golgi membrane; COPII-coated ER to Golgi transport vesicle; endoplasmic reticulum membrane
Molecular function (GO): COPII receptor activity
Source: RefSeq, a predicted model, not a curated record